CUCUCGAACUUUUCAAACCGCGUUCACACUUUUAGUCCCUCCCAUCAUCAACACUAUCGUCUCUCUCUCUCUCUCUCAAGCUUCUCUGCGUGCGAGUUGGUCAAACAACAGGAUAGUGAAGAAGAAGAUGGAUCAUCAAAAUGGAUACGGUGUGGAAGUUACUGGUUUAUCACCAGCUGUCACUGAGAAAGAUCUCGUAGACUUCUUCUCCUUCUCUGGUGCAGUUGAAGAUAUUGAUAUUGUCAAGUCUGGUGAGCAAGCGUGCACUGCUUAUGUGAUGUUCAAGGAUUCUUAUUCUCAGGAAACUGCUGUUCUACUCACUGGUGCAACGAUAUUGGAUCAGCGCGUUUGCAUCACUCGUUGGGGACAGCAUCACCAGGAGUUUGACUUCUGGAACGCGAGUUUUGAAGAUGAAGCUAACUCUCAUCCUCAUCCGCAGCGAGGCGAGUUCAACGCGGGAGAAGUGGUGAAAUCAAUGCUGGCUACAGGGUUUGUGCUAGGCAAAGACGCUUUAACCAAAGCUAAAGCCUUUGACGAAUCCCACGGUGUAUCAGCUGCGGCAGCUGCUAGAGUAUCUCAACUAGACCAGAGGUUCGGUCUCGCUGACAAAAUCUUCGCUGGGGUUGAAGCUGUCAGAUUGACCGACCAGAAGUACCAUGUUUCAGACAAAGCCAAAUCAGCCGUCUCUGCCACGGGAAGAACCGCUGCGGCAGCUGCAACUAGCGUUGUCAAUAGCAGUUACUUCUCCAGCGGAGCUCUUUGGCUGUCCGGUGCGUUAGAGCGGGCGGCUAAGGCUGCCUCUGAUCUCGGCAGCCGUGGACCAAGGCAGUGAAUAGACCGACGAACUGAUCAGAACCGUAUUCGUAUUCGUAUUCGUAUUCGUCUGUGAUUGUGAAUAUAUAUGUGAUGCAAAGGUGAUCAUGAAUAUAAACUUACUUGCGUAUGUAUCAAAAGUAUGUGCCACGUGAAUACAUGUGGAUAGAUUUGUCUUAAGAUGGAGCUUUGGCCACGUGGCGCAAUAUGUACCAAUGAUAGGAUGCAAAAACACACAGAACUCAAUCCUCUCUCGCUCACUCCACAACGAACAAGAAGGCUUUUACCAUGGCUGCAUCCUCAAUUCCGCCGUCAACCAUCAUCAUUCGCAAAUCGCUCCUCCUCUCCACCACCACUUUCUCCUUCCCCGCUUCUUCCUUGCCUUCCUCCAUCAACUUACCGCAAAAACACAUUCACAGAAGACUCCUCCUAGCUUCCUCCUCCUCCUCAGCCGCCGUUCCUUCCGAUUCCAAACCCGCAGUGAAGAAAGAAACUGUCUAUUUCGACGGCGGAGCUCAUUACGGGGAUCUACUGGCGAACCUCGUCUUAGGCCUAACCAUCCUCUGGCUCCCACUAACGCUAGCAGCCGUGUCUCGAGCGUUUAACCUCCGUUACAGGUUCACCAACCUCCGCGUGACGGUGAUAUCGGGGAUCACCGGAGAAGACCGGAGCGAUUUCUCGUACAAGGUGAUCAAGGACGUCCAGGUUGUGCCGAGGUUCAUCGGAGAAUGGGGGGACAUCAUCAUCACGCUGAGAGACGGGACGAAAGUGGAUCUGAGAAGCGUUCCUAAGUUCAGAGAGAUUGCUAAGUACUGCUUGUCCAUGGCUGAUCAACCUGCCGUUGUCAAAGAAUCUGGUGCUAAAGGCUUCUGAAAAUUGUUUCUCAGUUUUUCCAGUUCUUGGCAAAAUGAUUGUUAAAUCUUUUGUGAUUAUUGAUUGUUCAGUAGAAUUCGAGUCGUUUUCAUCUUCUCUGUUUGUAUCUUUCUAUCUUAUCUAUGUGGGAGAAGAACUACGUAAUUGGCGCGCUUUUAGCUGUGCGAUAAGAAACGUCUUCAUGUUUGGUUUA
Molecule: messenger RNA, 1879 nt
Organism: Brassica napus (rape)
Lineage: Eukaryota; Viridiplantae; Streptophyta; Magnoliopsida; Brassicales; Brassicaceae
Product: binding partner of ACD11 1-like
Exons: 5
Coding region: 128-832 (234 amino acids)
Molecular function (GO): RNA binding
Source: RefSeq, a predicted model, not a curated record